Molecule: messenger RNA, 393 nt
Organism: Paramecium sonneborni
Lineage: Eukaryota; Ciliophora; Oligohymenophorea; Peniculida; Parameciidae
Source: the annotation of a GenBank genome assembly
AAAAGAUUGUACUCUAAUGGAAAUUAAGUAAUGGAAUAUUCAGAUGUUUCAACAACUGUCUUUACACCUUUAGAAUAUGGAUGUGUUGGAUAUUCUGAAGAAGCGGCUGUUAAGAAAUUUGGAAGAGAAAAUCUUAAGAUUUUUGCAUCUGAAUUUACUCCUUUAUUUUGGAACUUUGCUAAUAGAAAGGGAACAUGUUAUGCUAAAUUAAUUGUAAAAAAAGAAGAUGAUGUUGUGAUUGGAUUCCAUUAUUUAGGACCUGAUGCUGCAGAAGUUACAUAAGGAUUUGGUGUUGUUAUCAAAUUAAAAGCAAAGAAAAGUGAUCUUGAUAAUGUUGUAGGAAUACAUCCAUCUGUUGCUGAAGAAAUAGUCUAGAUGUCAACCUGGAAAUGA